GAACACCAGGACGACGAGAAGAGUCUACCAUACUAAGCAAAGGAGAAGUUCGAGGCCCUAACAGAAAGAUAGGGCAUCGACACUGGCCGCUAGAUAGUGACGGUACAUAUUAGCUGCAGGCUCCAUGAGCUGACCGUUGAAUGUUUCGAUCCUGGUCCGGAUGACGCACUCCGGUAGGGACCGAAAGAGCUGUGAUGGGGAGUUACUCGCGGGACUAGGUCAGAUUGCGAAGCGCGACCCAGAGCUCAUGAUUCAAACGCACUUUGACGAGGCGAGGCAGGAAGUUGAGCCAACAAUGCAGUUGUUUCCAGAGUUCAAUAAUGAGGCAGAUCUAUACGAACACUAUGGUCUCUUCAACGAUCGAUGCAUUUUGGCUCACUGCAUAUAUCCAAAUGAGUAUGAGAUUGGGCGUAUGAAGGCGUGCAAUGUUGGUAUUGCUCACUGCCCAGUUAGUAACACAACUGCUGGAGAAUGGGGAGCAGCCCCAGUCAAGCAGUACCUGGAUCUCGGUAUUAAGGUUGGCUUGGGCACAGAUUCCGGAGGUGGAUUCAGCAGCAGUAUCUUGGAAGCCAUGAGACAAGCCAUCAUUACUAGCAACGCUAGACAGCGCAUGACCGACGGUAAAGACAAGGAGCUCACAAGGGAAGAGAUAUUCUAUCUCGCCACUCUUGGUGGAGCAGAGGUGUGCUGUCUUGAUCAUAAAGUUGGCUCAUUCGCACCUGGAUCCCUGUGUUUUAACCCAUAA
This is a messenger RNA of Talaromyces stipitatus ATCC 10500, 745 nucleotides long. RefSeq names its product guanine deaminase, putative. Bases 161 to 745 code for a protein of 194 amino acids. The transcript is spliced from 3 exons. NCBI's taxonomy places the organism in Eukaryota, Fungi, Ascomycota, Eurotiomycetes, Eurotiales, Trichocomaceae. Gene Ontology annotation, molecular function: zinc ion binding; guanine deaminase activity. The record is from RefSeq and is a predicted model, not a curated record. Gene Ontology annotation, cellular component: cytosol. Gene Ontology annotation, biological process: guanine metabolic process.